ACCCACGAGAAGAAGCCCCGUGAAUCUCUGCUCUGUGCAGAAUUUGCAAAGGCUAUUCAUUACAUUAACAAGAGCCUAUCUGAUGACAAGUGUCUAAAAUUUCUGCACAUGGAUCUGAGUAAUCUUUUUCGAAGGAAAGGCACCAAUGUGCUUGCACUGUUGAGCAAGGUGGCAUCAGAUGUGUUGGAUCUAACUGAAUUCCUCCACUGUGAAAUAAGUACAUCAACAAAAUUUGAUGACAUCUCAAGGUAGUGAUAUUUUUUCCUUAAUAAUGCACAAGUUCAAGUUGCCAAGUGAUAGGAAAGUAAUAGUGAAGCUAAGUUCGUCAAUUUCCUUAAAGAAGAACCUCCACUGGAAUUUAUUUUAUGACGUACUUUCUCUAAAUAUUUAUGCCAAAUUCAUAUGUUAGAGAUCACAAUUAUUUUUUGUACAUUUGUAAGUGCUUGUUUUUCAGUUCUAAUACCCUUUAUCCUUUCAUUGCAGUGAAGAAAAAACUGUUGCCAAAUCACGUGAUGACAGAAGUAGCAGAGAUCAAACUGAAUGUGCAGCUAAGUUGGUACCUCUUUUAUUACAGAAGGGUGUCCUCAGGACAAAUUGUAUAGACUGCUUGGAUCGCACAAAUGUUGCACAAUUUUCAUAUGGUUUAGCUGCUUUAGGGCGUCAACUUCAUGCACUGGGACUUGCUGAAGCACAUAAAAUUGAAUUGCAUGAUCCUCUGGUUGAUUAUCUGAUGGAUUUCUAUGAACGGAUGGGUGAUACAUUAGCUAUUCAGUAUGGUGGCUCUGCUGCUCACAACAAGGUAUGUCUCGUUAUAUUAGCUUACUCUGGAAACGUGUUCUACAUUUUUCACUACUGAAAGGCUUCUUUCUUUUAUAAGGUUGUGCUUCUUUCUUUUGUGAAUAUACAACAACAACAAUAAAGCCUUUUAGUCCCAAACAAGCUUUAGGCAUGUGAAAUCAUGAAUAGUUGUUUUCCAUGUAUUCCUAUUCAAGGCUAAACCUUUGGUAUAUUACAUCCUUUUACGUCUCUUUUUACUGUCUCUUUCCAUAUCAACUUGGUACGAUCUCUACUCCUUAGGUUGUAUGAGUGGCGGGUGGUAGAGCGCAGGCUGGAAGAACGGGGGCGAGAGGAUGCCGUGCUGUCGCACGGUUGGGAACGAGAGGAAAGGAAAUAAUCUCUUCUUUAGAUUAAUUGCUCGCUAACCAUCAUGGUUACAGAGAUAGGACUUAUAUAGUCCCUGACAGAAACAAACUCCAUAUCCUAACAAACUCCCUCUAACAACUCCUUAUUUCUAGGACUUGUCUAAUAUGUAACAAACUCCAUAUCCUAACAAACUCCCUCUAACAACUCCUUAUUUUCGACUUUCCCUACUUGCUUCUUAAUAUAAUCAUGUGCAGCUCUCCUGCGCGUCCGAGAAAAAAACCCUGCUCUUAUUAUGUAUUUUUUGUGUGCAAAAUCUCAGCAAUCUUUUUCUGGUUGUAAAUAUGGUUUUGAAUACUACUUUUUUCUUUGGCAAGUAUAAGACUUAGAUUCGAUAUAAGAGGUAAAUGGUUUGACUAAUCCAAUUGACUGGAGCUAAAUGAUUGGUAGCCAAUCCACACACUUCUUGUGUCAUCGCUCUCUAAAGGGAAAAGAUUGUUUCACAGUGCCAUUUUGAGUGAAGAGGAAUAACGUAACUAGAUAUUUUCUAAAGCCGGAUUAUUUCAUACUGAAUUUUGUUUCCCUUAAAUUGAGGUUAUGAGGAAAAACCAUGGAUAUCCUGAACAGACGUGAACAAUACACCGCAUAGGGCUAGGCAAAAAACCCGUAACCUCAAUGUUGUUUGUUUGAUUGUAUAUACCUGCUCAUGCUUUAAUUCAUUUGAUCUUCAUAAAAGUUUGAUUUUUCUGAAAUAUAAGAACUGCACAGUUCUACUAGCAUUUGUUCCUGUAUAGAUAACUUUCUAUUGUAUUCUUGAAGCCAUUUGCUGUCAUCUCUUGGUCAUACAUAUGAAAUCCUUUCAUCUUCUCAUGCUUUUCAAAUCUUUUCAUCUUCUCGAGCUCUUAAAUUCAUUUGAUCUUCAUGAAACUGAAAGACUGAAACUGUCUGUUAUUUUUAUUUCAUGGCCUUGGUGAUUCGAAGUCAUUUGCUUCUACCUCCUCUCACGCAUAUGAACUAUUUGUUUGUUUCUUAUCAUGGUUGUGCUUUGGUGUCCUGAAUGAUGACUGCCAAUGUUCGCAGUCGCAGCAUAUGUUCUUGUAGGUUGAAUAGAAGAGUAGAAGCACCAAGCUGUACCAAUGGGGCGUGGAAAAGUAGAGCUGAAGAAGAUUGAGAAUCCAACAAACCGCCAAGUUACCUUCUCCAAGAGGCGGAUGGGGUUGUUCAAGAAGGCAAACGAGCUAGCCAUUCUUUGUGAUGCGCAAAUCGGAGUCAUCAUAUUCUCUGGCAGUGGCAGGAUGUACGAGUACUCCAGCCCUCCAUGGAGAAUAGCAAGCGUCUUUGACAGGUACCUGAAAGCCCCUAGCACCCGUUUCGAGGAGAUGGACAUCCAGCAGAAAAUCGUCCAAGAGAUGACUAGGAUGAAAGAUGAGAGGAACAGGCUGAGGAUGAUCAUGGCGCAGUACAUGGCGGAGGACCUGGCCUCGUUCUCCGCGCAGGAUCUGAGCAACCUUGAGCAGCAGAUCGAGUUCUCGCUGUACAAAGUUCGCCUCAGGAAGCAAGAGCUACUCGAUCAGCAGCUGCUCGAGAUCCGCCAAAGGGAGAUGCACAUGCCAGCAGAGCAGAGCGGCUACCUGUGCCUCAUGAACCCGGCUGCGGCUAUUGCUAGCGGGCAGCACCAGCAGGCUGGCGAGAUGGUGGGAAUUAACCCGAGGCCGUUCCCGUGGUGGGACGUGGGAGCCAGUGGCAGUGGCAGCCAGAGCCAGCAGCUGCUGCUGCACGGCCGGGACGCCGCGGAGUCGUCGAUGACGGCGCUGGGGCUGUCGCCGCAGAUGCACGGGUACAGGCUCCAGCCGCGGCAGCCCAACCUGCAGCAGGACGCCGACAUUCAUCGCUGGCUGUGGUAAGCUGCUGCCGCCUGUGCCUGGACACUCAUUUGCUGUUGACUGUUGUGGCUGAGGAAGUGAGGAGCGCGUUCUCAAAUCUCAACUCUGACGGAUGACGGGGAUGGUGUUGAUGCCUGCAGAUUUGCUUUGGUCGUGGGUGUGCGUCCUCAACGAGACGAGACGACGCUGAACGUGCAGCUCCUCCGCUUGCGACCUGUUCAUUCUAGAGUCUUUGAUCAUGACCUGCCCCCAUAAUGAAACCGCCAGUAGUCGUGAAUAUCUCCUUCUCUAAUCUAAGAUUGGACCUAAGAGGGACAUAUGAAGAUGUGGUCGGAAAUCCAUAUAAUAUAGAGUCUAUCCGUCGCCUGUCGCCUCAGCCAACAUGCCCUGCUGAAAAUAAACUUUACUGGAGCUGGCUUGUGCUGGGAGCUCGGUUGUCAUCGCUUUGAUCUGUGUUGAGGUGCCGUGAACGAGCAGAAGCAGCAGGUACUACCGAAGCAACGGUAGGAGCAGGACGGCAUAGCACCUUUGCUCUGUUGCUUUUGUGCUGCCAAACUGCCACCUGUUUGGUUUAGCUUUUAUGAUAACCUGGCUGUGGGAAUAAUGUAGGUAUCGUCGAGAUUACUUGUGAAGAAAGACGAAGAUUUUCAUAACGUUUGGAAUCUAGAAAAUGACGGAUUAUUAUUAUUGCAACAACUCGGUCGAUUAUAUGUUUAUAUUGAUUUUUGGAUGAUUUUUACCAAAUCGAAUCUUAUAAAAGCGAACUGAAAAGUUGAGCGUUUGGCGGUCCGCGGCAUUUUUUUAUGGCCAGAAGCUAAAAAAAAUGAAGCAAACAUGGCCAUUAUUAGAGUGAAUUUUAAGCAAACAGGGUCAUUAGUAACAUAGCUUAGGUUCUGAGUUUAGUCCAUUAUGAGAGUGAAUUUUAAACUGAGAUUGAAAAAUCUUUUCGCCUAUCGCAUAUUAAAGCACAGAUCUAAGGCUAGAGCUUAGAUGUGGCCGUUCUUAUACCUUGUGUCCUAUAACCUAAC
Messenger RNA from Zea mays, 4051 nucleotides. RefSeq lists its product as uncharacterized. Lineage: Eukaryota; Viridiplantae; Streptophyta; Magnoliopsida; Poales; Poaceae. Gene Ontology annotation, biological process: positive regulation of transcription by RNA polymerase II. Bases 2277 to 3044 code for a protein of 255 amino acids. The transcript is spliced from 7 exons. Gene Ontology annotation, cellular component: nucleus. The record is from RefSeq and is a predicted model, not a curated record. Gene Ontology annotation, molecular function: protein dimerization activity; RNA polymerase II transcription regulatory region sequence-specific DNA binding; DNA-binding transcription factor activity.